Anopheles nili is the source of this 1560-nucleotide messenger RNA. It is a transcript of the gene vvl, whose product is annotated as POU domain protein CF1A. The coding region runs from base 1 to 1560 and encodes 519 amino acids. Gene Ontology annotation, biological process: regulation of transcription by RNA polymerase II; brain development. The transcript has a single exon. The record is from RefSeq and is a predicted model, not a curated record. Gene Ontology annotation, molecular function: RNA polymerase II cis-regulatory region sequence-specific DNA binding; DNA-binding transcription factor activity, RNA polymerase II-specific. Lineage: Eukaryota; Metazoa; Arthropoda; Insecta; Diptera; Culicidae. Gene Ontology annotation, cellular component: nucleus.
AUGGCCGCCACCGCCUACAUCUCGCCCGGUGCCACCGAACUCGACAUGGCACUCGGUGGUGGCGGUGGCGGCGGCGGCGGCGGUGGAGGUGGCGGGGCUGGUGGGGGUGGGGGUGGUUACCAUCACACCUCCUCGCCCCGCAGUGCGGCGGAUGCGAACGAGAUGAAGUACAUGCACCACCACCACCACCACCACCAUCAUCAGUCGGCGGCGGCGGCAGCGGCGGUGGCGGCAGCGGCCACCCACCACCACCACGCCACCGGUCUUACCGUGCCCUCGAGCCCUUCGCCCAACCCGGCCGGGCUUGGUUCGGUGACGGGUGGGCUCGGUGCGACGCCUUGGGCCGCCCUCCAACCCAGUGACCCCUGGUCACUGCAUGCGGCCGCGGCCGCCGCCCACUCCCACCCUGCCCACUCGCACCCCCACGCGCACCCCGCGCAUCCGGCGGACGUGAAGCAGGAGAUGCACCUGAGCCAGCAAGCGCGCCAACAGUCUGGUGGCGGUCCCGGAGGUCCCGGAGGUCCUGGCGGAGGAGGUGGGGGCGGUGCUGGCGGUGGAGGUGGAGGAGGUGGUGGUGGAAUGGCAUCCCCGCACGGAUGGCACGCGCCGGUGCACGCAGGAGCACAUUACGCGACCGGCACGGGUUCCCCGCUGCAGUACCACGCGGCCAUGAAUGGGAUGCUGGGGCACCACCCGGCCGCCCACCAUCACCACCCCGCGCAUCACCAAAGUGCGGCGGCGGUGGCGGCCGCGGCCGCGGCCGCAGCCACACCCUCACUGCAUCCGUCGCUUCGCGGGGAAUCGCCCCAGCUGCACCUGCCACCGCAUCACCACCAUCACCACCAUCACCACCAUCUGCAGGGUGAUCGGGACGUGAGCGCGGGUGAGGAGGACACCCCGACCUCGGAUGAUUUGGAAGCGUUCGCGAAGCAGUUCAAACAGCGCCGCAUAAAGCUCGGCUUCACGCAAGCCGACGUUGGCCUUGCGCUCGGCACGCUGUACGGCAACGUGUUCUCGCAGACGACGAUCUGCCGGUUUGAGGCGCUUCAGCUGAGCUUCAAAAACAUGUGCAAACUAAAACCGCUGCUCCAGAAGUGGCUCGAAGAGGCCGACUCGACGACGGGUUCACCGACGAGCAUCGACAAAAUUGCCGCCCAAGGCCGGAAGCGGAAAAAGCGCACCAGCAUCGAGGUGUCCGUCAAGGGUGCGCUCGAGCAGCACUUCCACAAGCAACCGAAACCCUCGGCACAGGAAAUUUCCUCGCUCGCCGACAGCCUGCAGCUCGAGAAGGAGGUAGUGCGGGUGUGGUUCUGCAAUCGGCGGCAAAAGGAAAAGCGCAUGACGCCACCGAACACGAUGGGCGGUGACAUGAUGGACGGGAUGCCGCCAGGACACCUUGGCCACGGUGGCCAUCAUGGCGGGCAUGGUGGAUAUCAUCCGCACCACGACAUGCACGGUAGCCCGAUGGGGGCGCACAGCCACAGUCACAGCCCGCCGAUGCUAAGCCCGCAGGGUAUGGGGGCGACGGUUGGGGGUCACCAUCAGCUGGCGGCACACUAG